Molecule: messenger RNA, 438 nt
Organism: Vittaforma corneae ATCC 50505
Lineage: Eukaryota; Fungi; Microsporidia; Nosematidae
Exons: 1
Source: RefSeq, a predicted model, not a curated record
UUUCUGGCAGCCAAGAUAGAGGAGUCAAAAACAAAGCGGGUUUUAGAAUACUCAGUGGUAACAGAUGGAGCAUUCACAGCAAAGGAAAUACUAAGGACAGAGUGGUCUAUUUUUGAAUCCCUAGACCACGAGCUACACUUAAAGCUUCCACAGUACUAUUUCAAUCCUGACUAUUUUAGGACACGCUUUUCAUUUCUUGAGUUUGAGCAUAAGAAAGAGCUGUUGAACUGCUUUAUAGCAGCACAGCUAGAAGUCAGAUCGUACACAAGAAAUGUUUUCCUUCUAUAUCUUGAAUCUAAAAGAGAAAUGGAAGUAUGGCUAGCUGACGAGUAUAAAACAGUACCUGAAAUGGCAAAAUUUUAUAUAAAAAACAACCCACUUAUUUAUAAUAUCUUAGACAGCAUUCUAAACUUACGGAAUGUAAAACAAAUCAAAUAA